This is a messenger RNA of Aspergillus vadensis CBS 113365, 1925 nucleotides long. RefSeq lists its product as uncharacterized. NCBI's taxonomy places the organism in Eukaryota, Fungi, Ascomycota, Eurotiomycetes, Eurotiales, Aspergillaceae. The transcript is spliced from 4 exons. The record is from RefSeq and is a predicted model, not a curated record. Bases 86 to 1465 code for a protein of 459 amino acids.
CACCCCCUAUCGGAUUCCCGCUACUUUGACUGUUUGAACCCUUGUGGCUAGUUAUCCUAAUCAAUCUGGUCCACCCUUCAUCAUCAUGGAACUCUCUCCCUCGGCAGAGGAUGAUUUCGUCUUCGUAAAUGUCUCGCAUCCCGACGAAGUCAAGUCUGCGUCAACGCAGCGCACCAUCCGGCGCCGUGUCAUGCGCGACAUUGGGAGAUCGCGUCGUCGCACCCGUCCGGGGCAACGAACUUGGCCCGUCACCCUAAGAGCCCUUUCAAAGCCAGUGACAGAGCACAUCCCAGUGUCGAUUGACCCAUGCAAUACGACGUUCUAUCCUGGCGCUAUGAGCGACCGAGCGCUACAGCUCAUGCACUUCAUGACUACCGACCGCGACUACGUGUUUCGUCCCUUUCGGACGGUAUGGUUCUCCAUGGCAUUAACUGACACCACUGCCGUUCUUGUGGCCUUGGCCAAUGCUGCCAUGUUUCUUGAUCAACGUUUGCGGGCCCAGUCGUACAGGUACGAGACUAGUGCAGAGUGUCUAAGUUACUACGGUCAGUGCGUCCGGCAGGUCACGCACCGGCUAGCGAAUACUCAUGAGAGACUCAGCCAAGGGGUCAUCACGGCUAUAUUGGGCCUGACCUGUCACGAUCUCUAUGUGGGUACGCUGGAUCGCUGGAAAAUCCAUAUUAGUGGCCUGGGACGUAUCAUCCACUUGAGGGGUGGAUACCGGGGCCUAGAUGAUAGUAUUACGCGCUUCGCUAUUUGGCUCGACGUUGUGGGUAGCGUGAUGGAAGACACCCGGCCCCGGUUGCCUACUCCGCCGGGAUUCGGAUCCCAAGUCCCUAAUAUUCUGUCUCCCACCCUGAGAAAACUUCUAGAGGACCUUGCUGCAAGAUAUGAUUACUUCAGCGACAUGGCAACAGCCUUCAGUUAUGCGAACUUCCUUGUUCAACACACGGACGGGUCCCUUCGUCGUUCUGAGACAGUCUGGCUAAACGAGGAUAACCUCACUGUAAUUGAACUGUUUGGCCCAGCCACACAUUUCCUACUUUCCAUGUCGAGGCCGACCGAGAUAAAUCCUAGCGCAACAGACAUCCCAGUUCUACAGCUACGCGAAGCACUCCGGCUGGUGCUGUUACUAUUCCUUGGCACAUUGAAACAAGCGGUCUUCCUUUUUACCGCCCACGAAUGCGAAUACCUGCGGUGCAAGUUGUCGACGCUCAUAUUGCAGAUGGAGAAGGCCAACUACGACGACUCAUUUCUGAAACUGUAUCUCUGGGUCAUUGUAACAAUGUCUCGACUCUCUCAUUCUAUCCAGUCAUCGAUGUACCUUGACGAUAUCAGUGCUGUUCUGAACCUCCUAGGCAUGGAUAGCAAGGAAGGCCUAGAUCUGGUCAGAAGUAUCCUGUCCAUUGACAUUCUGGAUGGCUAUCUACCUUUUCUCUCAGCGCUAGAGACCUCAGGUUCAUAACCAUAACCAUCGCACUUUAGCCACCUACAAUUCCACCACUGACGGAAAUGACCUGUCCGGAGAUCCAGCGACUCUUUUCUGAGCACAACAACAGUACUGCAUCCGCAAUAUCCUGCACAGUUCCCAGUCGUUCCUCGACUCGGCUCAUUGGCACCAACGUCUUGUUGAUCUUUUCUGCCACCUGCGGCGGCAAACCAUCUGUAUCUACCGGACCGGGGGAAACUGUGUUGAUGGUGAUGCCGCCAUGAUUGCGACCAAGCUAUGCACCAAUUAGUACACUCCUUAUGCGAGAUCUCAACCACGUCUUCAGCUUACCUCCAUCGCAAGGGAAAACGUCAGCGCAUCCAUCGCCGCCUUUGAAGCACUAUAGACCGGCGAUCCUGAGAUACCCAACUUGGACGCCACCGAGCCGAUGUUGAUGACCCGACUUCGUGGCGGCAUGUGCUUCACUGCUUCCUGU